AAACCGGAAGCUGGCGGGCGGUUCACGGAAGAGAAGCUCGAAGUGGCGUCUCUAGGAAGAGUGGAUAUAUUUCAAAUAUAUAACAUAAACCAGGGAUAUUGUGUGCAUCGGCCGGGAGAUAGGGAGACGCUGGAGAAGAGGCACGCGAGAUGUCUGCUCAAGCUCAAAUGAGAGCUCUGCUCGACCAGCUCAUGGGAACAGCGAGGGACGGCGAUGAGACGCGGCAGCGCGUCAAGUUCACGGACGAGCGAGUCUGCAAAAGCCACCUGUUGAACUGCUGCCCUCAUGACAUCCUGUCUGGAACGCGCAUGGACCUGGGGGAAUGCUCCAAGAUCCACGACCUGGCUCUGAGGGCCGACUACGAGAUCGCCUCCAAGGAUCGGGACCUGUUCUUUGAGCUGGACGCGGUGGACCACCUGGAGUCUUUCAUCGCAGACUGCGACCGCCGGACGGAGCUGGCCAAGAAGCGUCUGGCGGAGACGCAGGAGGAGAUCAGCGCUGAGGUGGCGGCCAAGGCGGAGAAGGUCCACGAGCUGAACGAGGAGAUCGGCAAGCUUCUGGCCAAGGCGGAGCAGCUGGGCGCCGAGGGCAACGUGGACGAGGCCCAGAAGGUCCUGCAGGAGGUGGAGAAGGUCCGCACCACCAAGAAGGACGCCGAGGAGGAUUACAGGAACUCCAUGCCCGCCUCCAGCUUCCAGCAGCAGAAGCUGAGGGGUGGCGAGGUCUGCUCUGCCUAUCUGGGUCUCCAUGACAACGACCCGCCUAUGCUCUGCUCCGAUCACUUUGGCGGGAAGCUGCACCUGGGCUUCAUCCAGAUCCGAGAGAAGCUGGACCAGCUGAAGAAAACGGUGGUGGAGAAGCAGGAAGUGAGGAACCAGGAGAGGCUGAAGAGGAGAGAGGAGCGAGAGAAGGAGGACAAGGUGAAGAAGAGAACCAGAUCAAAGAGCAAAGAGCAUAAAAGGUCCCGCUCCCGCGAGCGCCGUGCUAGGAGGCGGUCGCGAUCCCCCAUCCCGCGAGAAGAAACGUUUCGCGUCCCGCGAGAAGAAACGUUCUGUGUCCGCGAGAAGAAACGUUCUGCGUCCCGUGAGAAGAAACGUUCUGCGUCCCGUGAGAAGAAACGUUCUCCGUCCAGGGACCGCGAGAAGAAACGUUCUGCAUCCCGGGACCGCGAGAGACGGCGGCGCCACCGCAGCCGGUCCCGUAGCCGCAGCCGCAGCCACCGCCACGAGCAGAGCUCCAGACACAGGUAG
Gadus morhua (Atlantic cod) is the source of this 1250-nucleotide messenger RNA. RefSeq names its product LUC7-like (S. cerevisiae) (gene luc7l). Gene Ontology annotation, cellular component: U1 snRNP. Gene Ontology annotation, molecular function: mRNA binding. Lineage: Eukaryota; Metazoa; Chordata; Actinopteri; Gadiformes; Gadidae. Gene Ontology annotation, biological process: mRNA splice site recognition. The record is from RefSeq and is a predicted model, not a curated record.